Messenger RNA from Aureobasidium subglaciale EXF-2481, 231 nucleotides. RefSeq lists its product as uncharacterized. Lineage: Eukaryota; Fungi; Ascomycota; Dothideomycetes; Dothideales; Saccotheciaceae. The transcript is spliced from 2 exons. The coding region runs from base 1 to 231 and encodes 76 amino acids. The record is from RefSeq and is a predicted model, not a curated record.
AUGGCAUUCAGACCAACUCAAUCCCGCGCCUUCUUCCGCACCCUCCGCACUUUGAUCCGAGAAGAACACCCCUUCGCCCGCAACACCGCUACACUUCUCCCUCACGCCCAUGACAAUUCACUACUUGUCCGUCGUACCUUCCGCACUGCAGCUACAUUUACACCUUUCCUUGCUGUUGUGUUAGGAUGGCCAUUCAUGGCAGCUUCGUUGCUCAAGAAGACUGGUAUCUGA